AUGCAACAUAGAGACAACAAAGACAGAUUGGUCCUGCAUGCUGCGACACACCGCAUUCGGCAUCACCUUUGUCCUCUGUAUCUCUUGUGUUCUGGGGAAAACAAUAGUGGUGUUAAUGGCUUCAGGGCCACACUUCCAGGCAGUAAUUGGAUGAAAUGGUUUGGGCCUGCACAACAGAAACUCAGUGUUCUGGGUUUCACUCUAAUACAAGUUGUCAUAUGUAUCCUCUGGUUAACAAUUUCCCCUCCUUUUCCAUUUAAGAAUUUUAAGGAGUUUAAGGACAAAAUCAUCUUUGAGUGUGCUCUGGGCUCAGCUGUAGGCUUUUGGGCUGUACUUGGGUACAUCGGAGUUCUGGCCAUGUUAUGUUUUAUUCUUGCUUUUCUGGCUCGGAAACUGCCUGAUAAUUUCAAUGAAGCUAAAUUCAUCACAUUCAGCAUGCUGAUAUUCUGUGCAGUGUGGAUCACUUUUAUCCCAGCGUAUGUCAGCUCUCCUGGAAAAUUUAGUGUUGCUGUAGAGAUAUUUGCUAUUCUGGCUUCAAGUUUUGGUCUGCUCAUUUGUAUUUUUAUUCCCAAAUGUUAUAUUAUCUUACUGAAACCAGAAAAGAACACAAAAAAGAAUAUGAUGGGUAAGGGGGCACCAAAACCUUCCUGAAAACUUAACACAAUAUGGUGGCAAAGGCAUUCUAUAGUCCCAGUUUAAGUUUUAGUUAAUGAGUUAAUAACCAGACUGUCAAGUAGAUAUCUAUCUGCAUUAUUCGAAAGCCAUGUAUUGUACUACUGUAGUAUUUAUGCACUGUAUAUGAUUUGAUUUUUAAUGUAGCAUAUUGAGAUUACAGCACUUAAUACAAUGUAAUACACAAUCGUAUCAACCAGUAUAUACUUAAGUACAAAGAAAUGCAUAAGCCGAUUACCGGAUUCCUUACAGAUUUUACAAAAAUGAAUACAGUUUAUAAAAUUGUAAUCAACGAAUAAAUCCAUUGUUACACAGACAGA
This is a messenger RNA of Dicentrarchus labrax (European seabass), 992 nucleotides long. Its product is annotated as vomeronasal type-2 receptor 26-like. NCBI's taxonomy places the organism in Eukaryota, Metazoa, Chordata, Actinopteri, Moronidae. Gene Ontology annotation, molecular function: G protein-coupled receptor activity. The record is from RefSeq and is a predicted model, not a curated record. Gene Ontology annotation, biological process: G protein-coupled receptor signaling pathway. Gene Ontology annotation, cellular component: membrane.